This is a messenger RNA of Sorex fumeus (smoky shrew), 1108 nucleotides long. RefSeq names its product OTU deubiquitinase with linear linkage specificity like (gene OTULINL). The record is from RefSeq and is a predicted model, not a curated record. The transcript is spliced from 8 exons. Gene Ontology annotation, cellular component: cytoplasm. Lineage: Eukaryota; Metazoa; Chordata; Mammalia; Eulipotyphla; Soricidae. Gene Ontology annotation, biological process: protein linear deubiquitination. Gene Ontology annotation, molecular function: cysteine-type deubiquitinase activity. The coding region runs from base 44 to 1108 and encodes 354 amino acids.
CGGCCGCCGCGAAGUCCUUGGGCGCCGCGGACGGACGGUCGGCAUGGCAGCGCCCAGGAGCCCCCCGGCGGCGCGGGAGCGGCCUCGAGCCCCAGCUGCAGGCAGUGGCCCGGUUCACUCCUGGGUCCUGGUUGCUGGUCAAGCCUUGGAGGUGGCAUGGAGAACAGCCAAGGGGUCCGUGGGCCUGGUGACAUCCAUCCUGAUGGCGGCCCUCUGCUACCUGCGGGGGCUGCAGCUGUCUUCAGGGCACCAGCUGAAGUGGUGGAUUGGCUACCUGCAGAGAAAAUUCAAAAGGAACCUGAGCGUGGAGGCGGAGGUUGAUCUGCUCAGCUACUGCGCCCGAGAGUGGAGAGGAGAGAGUCCCCAGGCCUCGCUGAUGAAGAAGGCUUACGUAGAGCUGUCCCGGCGGUGCCACAUCAAAUGCAUCCGGCCAGUCAGAAGUGACCACUACACGGCGCUGAGGGCGGUGCUGUUCCAGGUGCUCAGCCAGGGCCUCCCGCUCCCCUCCUGGACCAAGGAGAAGGACAUGGUGAAGCUUCCCGAGAAGCUGCUCUUCUCGCAAGGCUGCAACUGGCUCCAGCAAUACAGCUUCGGCCCCGAGAAGUACACAGGCACGAAUGUGUUUGGAAAGUUGCGUAAAUGCGUGGAGUUGCUGAAGACCCAGUGGACCGAGUUCAGUGGGGUCAGAGACCAGCACAAACGAGGAAGGAUGUGCAAUGUCCUUUUCUCCGAUGCCAUCCUGGAGUUCAAGCUCUACGAAGCCUUGAAGUUCCUCAUGCUCUGUCAAGUCACCGAAGUUUACGAACAAAUGAAGAUGAAGAAGGUCGUCCCCCCUCUCUUCCGAAUCCUCUUCUCCCGGGAAACCUCCCCGGACCCCCUAAGCUUCAUGAUGAAUCACCUGAAUUCCGUGGGCGACACUUGUGGACUCGAGCAGAUGGAUCUGUUUAUCCUUGGACACUCCCUGGAAGUGAAGAUAAAAGUGUUCCGACCGUUCCGGUUUAACUGCAGGGACUUUGAGGUCUGCUACCCAGAGGAGCCUCCCCGGGAGUGGCCACUGGUCCCCCUGCUGACCGAGAAUGACUGCCACUACCACAUCCCCGUCUUCUAG